AUGGAAUCUGUUGUCCUAGCCAAACUGCUUCUCGUGCUUGUUCGCCUUGUUUCUCAUUCGAUCAUAAGCAAUGCAUGGAAGACGGUGCACAUUGAUGGCAAGGGUGGAACGAGGGUAGUUGAGUACAUGACGGAAAACUUUCACUUGAAUUGUAAUUCACGCAAACAUGAUAUGGAGGGACUACUGAAAUGGAAGACAGACAGGAAGAUUCGUUCUUGUGAUGGUUUGAAGCCUAGUCUUGGCGUUGUCUGUGUCGAUCGAAGUAGAAACAACACUCACAGAAUGGCUCUACUGAUGUUUGGAAAAAUCUACAGAGAAUCAGAGGGAUUUUACACUUGCUAUAGAAAAUCUGUUCUAAAGGAGGAAAGUCAAUCAGUUUUCGUCAAAGUGAUUGUCAAUAAUUCUGCUCCUCCUAUCUCUAUUUCUAUUCAACGGAGUUGGAAAAACAAUGUUACAAGACCUUACGAAAAUGUUUGUUGUCUAGUCAAAUCAGUGAUUGACAACUUUGCAGGCUUCAACAUAACGUGGAACAAUGAAUAUGGUGUACCUGUUCAAAAUUGGCUUGGCCAUGGAAAACUAGGUUAUCACACAAGAAAUGAGAAAUGCUUAAUUCUUUACUACUUUGUCGAUAGCAAUAGCUCACACGUGUAUAUAUGUGAAGUGUCUUCACCUUACUACAAUAACACUGUCACUAAAACAAUUGAAGUACCAAUGAAAAGUUAUGCCAAUAAUACCGUUACUGAGGCAACUGAGGUAUCAACAGAAACUACGCAGUCAAUGCUGAGGUCUACACUGGCAGUUGUACAUUAUAAUAAUAAUAUAACUAGCAGUGAAGAAGCGGCGGUGUCCACCUCAUCAUUGUCUGCCAACGAACAAUCAAAUUGGAAUCAUCUAGUCAUUAUAUCAAUGUCUAUAGCUGGUAGCAUCAUAUUGGCCGUGGGUUUAUUUAUUGUUUGUUACUGCUUGAGAUGUACGUCGUCACGUUCUGUUUGGGAUGAUCUUUAUCCUAACAUGAAAAUGGUGGAGCGACAAAUUGCAAAGAAGUUGUCAUGGUUGCAAAAGGAAGUAGUCGAGUUGCAGCCAGUACAGUUAGAAGUGGUUGAUGUUAUAGGCAGAGGUUUCUUUGGUGUGGUAUGUGAAGCAAGAGUGAGGAAUUCUGGCGGCUUUCAAGGACCCAGGGAGGUGGCAGUUAAAAUGGUCAAUGAUGAGAUGGACAGGGAAGCAUAUAGCUCCCUUGUUGAUGAAGCUAUUCUAAUGAAUAAGUUUGGUGGACACAGUCAUGUUGUCACCUUGCUGGGAAUCUGCUUGCAAAUGAAAGGAUGUCCUUGGUUAAUAUUUGAGUUGGCUAAACAUGGCAACCUACGUGGCUAUCUCAGAUCACAUCGUCCACAGGGUACCUUGACUAAAGCAAAUUCUGAGGAUGCUUCAACAUCUGAUGGGUAUCUGUCAAUCAUCAGUACUGAAAAGGCUCUCACCUAUGCGUUACAAAUUGCUAAGGGUAUGGAGUAUCUUAUAUCACAAAUGUGUCUUCAUCGAGACUUGGCUGCACGAAACGUUCUCGUGUUUGCUGAUGAGUGCCUGAAAAUAUCAGACUUUGGCCUAGCAAAGGAUAUACAUUAUCAGGAAUACUACAGAAAACAAUCAUCUGGAAUUAUACCUGUUAAGUGGACUGCACCAGAAGCUCUGUUCUAUAAAGUCUAUUCUGAAGCUAGCGAUAUUUGGUCAUUUGGUGUAGUCUUGUGGGAAAUAGUGACAAGAGGUGGAACACCUUAUCCUGGUGUUGAUGUGGUAUCGUUGUACAGGCUACUUUCAGCCACACCACCCUACCGCAUGUCACGCCCGCGUGGAUGCUCACAGGCUGUCUAUGACCUCAUGUUUCAAUGUUGGAAGAAUGAACCUUCCUCUCGUCCUACCUUUUCUUCCCUAGUUACAGAUAUUACAGGGCUGACUACAUUAGAAGCAGCCAAGAAUGACAACGUUGUUGAAGUAGAGAAGUAAGGCAGGAAAGCUUGUAAAUGGCAUCUGUGUAAGAUGUUAUUCUUAGAAGCUAGAGCUAAACAGUUGUUGCUGCACAUUAAUAUAUUUCACUUACAUGUCUGUAUGUAAUGACAAUACACCCAGAAUUGACUCUAGUGAUUGUGAAGACUGUAGCUAGCAAAGACUCUACACCCGAGGUUGAUCAGAAGACAUCUCCAUCUGUCUAAACUUGCAUGUA
This is a messenger RNA of Corticium candelabrum, 2215 nucleotides long. RefSeq names its product fibroblast growth factor receptor-like. The transcript has 10 exons. Gene Ontology annotation, cellular component: signaling receptor complex; plasma membrane. The record is from RefSeq and is a predicted model, not a curated record. Lineage: Eukaryota; Metazoa; Porifera; Homoscleromorpha; Homosclerophorida; Plakinidae. Gene Ontology annotation, biological process: cell surface receptor protein tyrosine kinase signaling pathway; multicellular organism development; protein phosphorylation. The coding region runs from base 1 to 1998 and encodes 665 amino acids. Gene Ontology annotation, molecular function: transmembrane receptor protein tyrosine kinase activity; ATP binding.